This is a messenger RNA of Candidula unifasciata, 609 nucleotides long. Lineage: Eukaryota; Metazoa; Mollusca; Gastropoda; Stylommatophora; Geomitridae. The record is from the annotation of a GenBank genome assembly.
GUGAGUCUGCUGGACCCCAAGCGGAGCAUGAACGUCAACAUCUACCUGAAACAGUUCCGCAAGAGCAACUCCUCGAUUGUAGAACACAUCCGCAAGGGAGAGGCCCACAGCUUUGGUGUGGAGAAGAUUAAAGGGCUGAUCAAGAUUCUUCCACAAAUGGAUGAGUCAGACUUCCAGAGCCAACUCUCCAGCGUCAGGUCCAACCUGCUGCUCCUGGCCAACGUCUGUAGGUCUCUCUACGACAACAAGGGACUGAAGAAAUUUCUCCGUCUGGUGCUACAUGCUGGCAAUUUUAUCAACAAGGGAAGUAAUGCAGGAGACGCUGUCGGCUUUCGAAUAAGCUCCCUCAACAAGCUGAGCCUCACGAAGUCUAACGACCCCAAGAAGUCGCUCCUGCACGUGCUGGUCGAGGAGGCGGAGGCCAAGGACAAGACGGCUCUGGAAUUUGUGGAUAAAAUGCAGGAUGACCUUCAUAAGACCUCCAGGUUUACAUUAGAAACUUUGAAGACCGAAUUUAGCCAGAUCAAGAAUACGAUCAAGAAACUGCAAGCACAGCUGGCAACAUGCUCUGAUGAGGACAUCAGGUUGCAGUUUGGGGAAUUUUUAGAG